AUGGAGGUCCAGUGGUUUAGAGUUCACCUACCGAGGCUGGGCCUGAUCUUCUCUACGCUGCUCGGCAUGUGGUCUGUUCAGGCCCUUGAGAUGAUUGUUGGGAAGAUUCCCUUUCUGCAGGCCGUGAAUGGCAGCACAGUCAUGUUGCCUUGCACGUACGCCAGCUGUAUUGGCAUCCAGGACCUCUACUUCAACUGGCAAUUCAAUGACAACGGCACCAUGCAGAAGGUGUGUGAGUCAUUGAUAGUGAAUGAGGGGGUGGAGCCACAUGUGGAAAUAUUUCGAGAGCGGGUGGAGUUUGUGGGGAAGAACCGUAACAACAACGUCUCCAUCUUGCUGUGGAACAUCACCUUUGAGGAUGGAGGCCUGUACACUUGUUUUGGACGCAAUCCCAAAGAGAAGGGCAGGAACCACAGUGCCAUCUUCAAACUCAUCGUGGUGGACGAGUUGAGGGUGGUGGACAACACGCUGACCAUCAUGAUAGCCUCCGCUGUGGGCGGAGCCAUCGCAGCAUUAAUGGGCUUCAUGUUGCUCAAGAACUUCACUAUCUUUGUUCUUUCCAAGAUUGAGGAGAAAAAUAAGGAGUGCCUUGUAACAUCAUCAGGGAUCGACAACACAGAAAAUGGCCUCUCAGGAUCCAAAGCUGAUUCAAAACCAACGCCAAAAAAGAAAUGA
Messenger RNA from Cyclopterus lumpus (lumpfish), 675 nucleotides. RefSeq names its product sodium channel, voltage-gated, type IV, beta b (gene scn4bb). Gene Ontology annotation, molecular function: sodium channel regulator activity; transmembrane transporter binding. Gene Ontology annotation, biological process: regulation of ventricular cardiac muscle cell membrane repolarization; regulation of sodium ion transmembrane transporter activity; cardiac muscle cell action potential involved in contraction. NCBI's taxonomy places the organism in Eukaryota, Metazoa, Chordata, Actinopteri, Perciformes, Cyclopteridae. The record is from RefSeq and is a predicted model, not a curated record. The transcript is spliced from 5 exons. Gene Ontology annotation, cellular component: membrane; voltage-gated sodium channel complex. The coding region runs from base 1 to 675 and encodes 224 amino acids.